AAAAGGGACAGGUGAUUUCAUGCUAAGUACAAUCCGGCGUACGCCGCGCCACCACAUGGGAUAUACUUUGCGCAUCCUUGCACACGGAUAAAUACAAAAUGAGAGUCAUAAUUCUCCUCGCCGUGGUAGCGAUAGCCGCUUCAGCACCACAAAAGCCUGCAGAUCAAGUGAUUGCCAUUCUUAAACAAGAGUUUGAUCAGCAAGCCGACGGAUCCUAUGUCUACAGCUACGAAACAGAGAAUGGUAUCAAAGCAGACGAGACCGGCACACUGAAGAAGGGAAGCGGUCCAGACAGCAAUGACGUCAUAGUAGCUCAGGGUGCAUUCAGUUAUACAGCGCCUGAUGGCACUGUGAUCAGUCUCAACUAUGUCGCUGAUGAUGAAAAUGGAUUUAAGCCAGAGGGUGCACAUUUACCCACGCCGCCCCCAAUACCACCAGCAAUUCAAAAGGCACUGGACUAUCUAGCGACUCUUCCUCCACCGCCGCCGUCAAGGAAUUAGGACAACCAAAUGGCCGAUGACCAACCAAUUAUACAACGACACACGCUUGUACCACUUUGAAAACACGCUUUUGUUCUGGGGUUUUAUUGUACAUAAUGUUGUUUCAAAGUCAAAGAGAACAAACGCCCGUUAACAAAAUGGUACUCGAUAAUCUUGUAAUCGAAGCAUGAUAAAAAACAAAUAAAAAUAUAAUAUGCUCAACAAUUGAACUGUGAUAGAUAAGAUUUGCAUGAAAAAGAAAUGAUUAUGAUAUUUAUUAUUUAUUUAAUAAAAGCAAAUUCAGUGCCAAAGAUGCAUUGCAGAUAGAA
Messenger RNA from Bicyclus anynana (squinting bush brown), 808 nucleotides. It is a transcript of the gene Cpr49Ae, whose product is annotated as endocuticle structural glycoprotein ABD-4. Gene Ontology annotation, cellular component: chitin-based extracellular matrix. NCBI's taxonomy places the organism in Eukaryota, Metazoa, Arthropoda, Insecta, Lepidoptera, Nymphalidae. The record is from RefSeq and is a predicted model, not a curated record. Gene Ontology annotation, molecular function: structural constituent of chitin-based larval cuticle. Bases 99 to 500 code for a protein of 133 amino acids. The transcript has 4 exons.